Molecule: messenger RNA, 506 nt
Organism: Eucalyptus grandis
Lineage: Eukaryota; Viridiplantae; Streptophyta; Magnoliopsida; Myrtales; Myrtaceae
Product: nucleolar complex protein 3 homolog
Exons: 5
Coding region: 39-506 (155 amino acids)
Biological process (GO): DNA replication initiation
Cellular component (GO): nucleolus
Molecular function (GO): chromatin binding
Source: RefSeq, a predicted model, not a curated record
UGCAAGCAAGGGGUUGCCUUCAAUUGUUAAUCUCGAUCAUGCCACUAUGCAGAACCUUGAGUUGUUGCGAGGCUGAGUUGAAAGAGGACAUCACUGCAGAAGAGUCAUUUGAAACUAAGAAGUGUAAACUUGCGGAACUGGGAAUUACUCUGCUUGCUGACCCAGAGUCUAAUAUUAAACUGUUAAAAGAAAUGCUGCAGAUGUGCAAUGAUCACAAUCAUGCUAUCGUUAAGCUUGGGCUUCUAUCUUUGUUGGCUGUGUUCAAAGACAUCAUUCCUGGCUACCACAUUAGACUUCCUACUGAGAAGGAGCUGGUGAUGAAAGUUUCAAAGGAUGUCAAGAAGAUGCGGAAACUUUGUUGUGACACUAUUAAGUCACUCUUUACAAAUGAGGGUAAACACAGUGGUGAAGUGACUGGAGCAGCUGUUCGAUUGAUUGCAAAUUAUGUGAAAGCUCAUAAUUGUCAGAUGCAUCCUGACUCGAUUCAAAGUAUGUCACUAUUUUGA